UGUGUGUGUCUAAAAUAAUUAAAGUAAAUUAUCUACUUAGUUAUUAAUUAAAUUAAUUAAUAUCUAUUAUUUUGUUAAACGUGUUACAAUUUACAUUUUUUUUUUACAAUAUUGUUUACUUUUUUCGUUGAAUUUUGUCUGGUUUUAUUGCUGACUUUUUUUUCUCUGUAACAAUAAAUAGAUACCAUUACUAAUGGAUGACGACACAAUUGCAUUUGGGGAAGAAGAGAAUUUUUCCCCUGACAAAUUAAAACAUCCACAUGUUACAAUAUUUCAUUUGGCAUUUAAAACAGCAGCAUUAUUAAUUUAUUUAUUGGCAAAUGUAUUGUCAAUGAGUUUUAUAUCAAGUUUUGUUAUAAUUGUUCUUUUAUUGUCAUUGGAUUUUUGGACUGUUAAAAAUAUUACUGGAAGAAUGAUGGUUGGAUUGAGAUGGUGGAAUUAUGUUGAUGACAAUGGAGUCAGUCACUGGGUUUAUGAAUCACGCAAGGGUGCUCAGUUGAACAAGGUACAUCCAUCUGAAUCAAGAAUAUUUUGGCUUGCUCUUAUACUCUCUCCAACACUUUGGUGUUUUUUCUUUUUCUUUUCGUUAUUGGGUUUUAAUGCCAAGUGGCUUGUUCUAUUGGCAAUUGCAAUUGUACUGAGUGGAUCAAAUUUGUAUGGAUAUCUUAAAUGUAAAAUGGGCAAAGAACAAAAUUUAUCAACAGCAACUAGUGAUUUUUUGAAAAAACAAGUUAUGCAAAAUGUAAUGUCUUCAAUGAUGAAUAAAAAUCCAGCACCAACAAAUCCAAACACUGGAACAAAUGUUAUUUAAAUAGUCCUUUUUUCUUUUUUUUUUUUCAAUCAUCUGUGUAUUUUAAGCCAUAAUUAAUAACAUUUUAUUUUGUUUAUAAAUAACAUUUUUUUUGUUGUAUGAAUUUGAGUUGAUCUGAAAAAUUGUUGUGUACUUAUAAAUUUAAAUAAAAUGUGUAAAUUUAAAUGAUAAAUCGUGAUAUUAUCAAUGAUAAAUAAAUAAAAACAAAA
Molecule: messenger RNA, 1020 nt
Organism: Aphidius gifuensis
Lineage: Eukaryota; Metazoa; Arthropoda; Insecta; Hymenoptera; Braconidae
Exons: 5
Coding region: 194-811 (205 amino acids)
Biological process (GO): protein secretion; vesicle-mediated transport
Cellular component (GO): Golgi membrane
Source: RefSeq, a predicted model, not a curated record